Molecule: messenger RNA, 1179 nt
Organism: Penicillium olsonii
Lineage: Eukaryota; Fungi; Ascomycota; Eurotiomycetes; Eurotiales; Aspergillaceae
Source: the annotation of a GenBank genome assembly
AUGGACCACGCAACUACCACGCAACUGAGCACCUCGAACCCCCACAGAGGCUCGUGGGGCUCCACAUCGUCAGCCUUCUCCAACAUUGAAAUGUCUUUCUCCCACGACAGUUGCUAUGGCUCGGACGAGGUAUCAGUCACAUCAAAUGGUACCGCUCCCGGUCAGCUGAACUCUGCCACUGUCGCCGCGAAGCAAUCUAUUCGCCCUUUCCUGAAAUCGAUACUCAAAAACCCCUCUACCGUGUUUGAAUCUGACGAGGAGUCUGACGAGGAUUCCGACUCGGAGUCGGGCUAUAGCUCGGAUGGAAUCGACUCGGAUUACGAUGCGCUAUCUGACGAAGAGGAGGAAGAUGACGAUAUGUCCGACUUCUCAGUCUGGGAUGGCGAAACUUCUCAAGAUGUUCCUGAGACGCACGAAGAUCACACAGAAUCUUUCGAUGAUGCAUUCAUCUCCUUCGAGGAAAAUUCCGUGCGCUUUGACCCGGAUGUGCAGUACAUCGACAGCCCGGACGUAUCGGAUGAUGAAGAUGACCACCAAAUGACUUGUCAUGAGAUGAUGUUGCUUGCACGGAACACCAGUGGUACCCAAACCCUCCUGGAUCAACUCGACAAGAUGGAUAUCCAAGACGAGCAGGACGAAGAAGAAGAAUGUCCCAAGGAGUAUGUCCGCAAAUCUGUCACUCAACCAGACGAGUUCUCGCGGGAUGCUGUCGAUCUCGAUCGCAGCCUCUUCCUCGCCUACAUCAAUGGCAUCCAUGGCAUCACCAACAAGACAUAUGAGCAACAGUAUGAGGCCUAUCUCCGGUCUCACGUUGACCACGUUCGCCUGGGCAAGGAUAUCGAUGGCAUGAGUCCCGAAGAUGCGCCUGCGCUUUAUUUCGAUACUAUCUCUAGUCAUGUCAUUGGCACUUUCCGCAACCUUCUCGCCGAUGACGAGUGGAACGAGCUGAUCUCCUUCCGCGCGGAAGAGCAAGUCGAAGAGAAUGACUCGAUCACGUGCUCACUCGACCUGGACCACCACCGAGCACUCUUGACCAAGAUUGAAAAGUUCCUUCUGGAACGGCUGAUGGACGGCCUAGUUGACGUCGCUCCUGAGGAGUUAACCCUCUUUGCAGGUAGCAUUGUAUCUGAGCUCGAUACUAAAACACUGCCUGCACGGUCUCAAGACGCCAGUGCAUAA